Cladophialophora bantiana CBS 173.52 is the source of this 963-nucleotide messenger RNA. RefSeq names its product RNA polymerase II subunit A domain phosphatase ssu72. The record is from RefSeq and is a predicted model, not a curated record. The transcript has a single exon. Gene Ontology annotation, molecular function: RNA polymerase II CTD heptapeptide repeat phosphatase activity. Gene Ontology annotation, biological process: termination of RNA polymerase II transcription. Bases 1 to 963 code for a protein of 320 amino acids. NCBI's taxonomy places the organism in Eukaryota, Fungi, Ascomycota, Eurotiomycetes, Chaetothyriales, Herpotrichiellaceae. Gene Ontology annotation, cellular component: mRNA cleavage and polyadenylation specificity factor complex; nucleus.
AUGUCUACAGACCCUCGGCGCGCUCGCCUCCAGGCGCGAAUACAGACACCUCAAGCCGCUCAACCGACACCACAACCUCCCCCGUCUUCUACUGUAGCUCCCUCUCCUACCGUACCUACUCCGACAGCGCCCGUUCAUUCGCAAUCCAUUGCUCCAACAGGCCUCGACGGCAGCGUUGAUACACCUACCCCACCUACCACAGCGGCGCCUACAGCGCAUGCGCCCGCCACUUCGCAAGAUGAAAUCCCCUUCAAACUCAAAUUUUGCACAGUCUGUGCCUCCAACAACAAUCGCUCGAUGGAGGCUCACCUUCGACUCUCCACCUCAACGCACCAAUAUCCCGUCAUCUCCUUCGGCACGGGCAGCUACGUCCGCUUACCAGGCCCCUCGAUAUCACAACCCCAAGUCUACAAUUUCAACACCACAUCCUAUACGAAGAUGUACGAGGAACUCAACGCGCAAGAUCCGCGCCUUUAUCGAAAUAACGGGAUAUUAAACAUGCUUGAUCGAAAUAGAAAGAUUAAAUGGGGACCGGAACGGUUUCACGACUGGAUUGUUGGCGCUGCCAGGAUGGAGGCCUUGAAUCGCGGAGACAAAGGCGCCGUGGGAACGGAGGGAGGUGUGGUGGAUGUGAUUUUUACCUGCGAGGAACGAUGCUGGGACGCUGUGGUGGACAAUUUGCUCGACCGUGGCGCACCGUUAAAUAGACCUGUUCACGUGUUUAACAUCGAUAUUAAGGAUAACCACGAAGAAGCGCUUGUCGGCGGUGGAGCAAUCCUUGAGCUCGCUGACAGCUUGAACGAGGCCGCCAUCCAGGAGAGGCAAUUAAGCGGUACACAAGGGUGGGAGAAUGGGACCGGAGCGGCGAGGAUGAGCUUUGAUGAGAAAGUGCCAGAGAUUCUUGCUCGGUGGCAGGAACGGUGGCCGAAUUUACCAGCACUGUGGACUCUGUCGUGGUUCUAG